Molecule: messenger RNA, 1347 nt
Organism: Caenorhabditis bovis
Lineage: Eukaryota; Metazoa; Nematoda; Chromadorea; Rhabditida; Rhabditidae
Source: the annotation of a GenBank genome assembly
AUGAAGAAAUCCGAUCAACUAGUAUGUUUAUGCAUUUUCGCCGGUUUUAUAUGUUUGAUCUACAUAUCAACAAGUACACCAAGGUAUCAAAUGUUUAGUUAUCGGGUUCCUUUUAUCGAGACUGUCAUAAAUCCGACGAAUUCAACCGAAGAUUCCAACGAGAUUAGAGGUUAUGAUGAAGUCGUCGACGGGAAACCGAUGCCGGAAUAUUUAAAAACCCUUGUGGCAGCCAAUAAACUCUCGGCGGGGUUGUUUGACAAGUUUUCGGAAGUCAACGUCAUGACCGUUUAUGAGUUUCCGGACCAUUAUUCAGUGGUCCUGGCGAUUGAAACAACAAUUGGAAAAACAUUGUACUGUAGAUAUAGUGGAACCGAUGGAAAAGAAAUCGCGGAUCCUGUUCCAUCAGUAGUUUAUCCCGGAUUUGUGGUAUACUGUAGUCGACGCAAUGGGACCACAAUUGUCGGCGUCACAAAAACCGCGACAACUCCAUUAAAUACCAAAAACACCAAAAUUCCCAUUAAACGAUUAUUUAAAAGUCAUCUGAAGCACCUCACUUAUUGUUUAGCACCCAUUUUUGGCGACGAACCCAAAUGGCUCCUAUUCGCUGAAAUGAUUGAGCACUACAAACUGCAAGGUGUCGAGAAAUUUUUCAUCUACAUUCGAAAAAUCAGCGAUUAUGAUUUGAAAAUUGUGGAAAGCUAUCGAAAAUCGGGCGAAGUUGAGAUUAUUGAUGUUCCUCCAGCUUAUGAUGACGUCAUCAAACAACAAUUAAUGGCUGUUGCGGAUUGCCAUCUUCGCAACAAAAAAUACUCGAAAUGGACAAUAUUUUCCGAUAUUGACGAGCGCCUUAUAAUGACAGAUUCCAAUAAAACAAUUGCUCAAUUUUUGAAAGAACCGAAAGACGAAAACAUUGGAGCUUUUGUUUUUCCUCAACGAUGGAUAUUGAAAAAAGCGCAAAUGCCAGAGUUUUAUCAAGAUGAACACCAGGUUCUUGAACGAAUGCCGACUCUACAAUGGCAUGAGACUUCAGCGCCAGCAAUAAAAGGACAUAAAUCUUGUACAAGCGAAAGGAAUUGCUGGGGAAAGCUGAUAAUAGAAAAUGAAAAAGUUAUUCGAAUAUCGGUGCACGAAGUUGACAAAUUAUACCCAAACUAUCGCGAAGAAUUUCUUGAUCCAAAAAUUGGAUACAUUCGACACUAUCGUGACGUCGAAAUGCAAUCAUGGGCUAGAAACAAUUGGAAUCUUCUGACGGGAUUUGGAGCAUUUUCGAAUACGUCGUAUCCCAAAAAUUUCGGGGAUGUUUUAGCGAGAAAUGUGGUGGAGCGGGUGAAAAGCGUCUACGGAUAA